CGCGACCAACCGACCAACCGACCAACCGCCACCUCUUCGCUUCCUCCCCUUCGAGAUCCAUCGCUCCAUUUGCGCUUCGCAGACUCAAGGUCCUCUUCUCCCGUCAUUAUUUCCUUUCUCUUCCUCGAUAUUUGAUGUUGGGGAACAUAAGGAAGGCAGUGCGUUCACUUCAUACAAGCCACAGUCUUAGACAUUUAGAAGUGAGGAACAGCAGGAAAAUUGUUACAGUAGAGCCUCUCUUUCACAACAGAUUGUUCUCACAUUAUAGAUUUUUAGCCAGAGGACAUGCCUCCCCUUUGUACUCCACAAUAAGAAGUUUAAGCUGGACCAGGAAUUCUAGAAGUAUCUGGACAACCAGUAAUGUUGUUAAACGCCGUGCUCAGUUUGUCUGGAAAAGGCUUUCCUCCAAAUUCUCUUCCAAUGGCCGUAGUUUUCCCACCUUAAAUGAAGUUGCUCAAGCAUUCUGCUUGGCCAUGUCUCGUUCUCACCUGAUGGUUCCUGGUAUAUUUGCUUUUACAUGUGGAGAGCUAGCAUGUGCCCAAAGAACUUUCUCAAACGUAGACCACUUUUCAUCUCAGAAUUCUUUCUACAUCCGUGCACAAGAUGGACAUGCCUAUCUGAUUGCACUACUAUUUUCUACUUUAGAAGGCAUUAUAUUAUUAUUUAGAGCGCUUUAUUUGGCAAUGUUGUUCUCACCUAGCAUAUUGAUGGCUCCAUUUGCGGAUGUCUUUGGAUUUCACUUCAGGAGGCUCUGGCUUCGGGUUGUUCACCGUUCUUUGGAGAAAGGUGGUCCAGCAUUCAUUAAAUGGGGUCAGUGGGCAGCAACACGGCCAGAUCUUUUCCCUAGAGAUUUAUGCAUAGAGUUAUCAAAGCUUCACACUAAAGCUCCAGAGCACAGCUUUGCCUACUCGAAGAAAACUAUAGAACGGGCAUUUGGUCGAAAGCUUUCUGAGAUAUUUGAGAAUUUUGAAGAACAACCUGUUGCAUCGGGAAGUAUUGCUCAAGUACAUCGAGCUUCUUUGAAAUAUCGAUACCCUGGUCAACAAACAGCGCCCAUGGUGGUUGCUGUAAAAGUCAGACAUCCUGGCGUUGGGGAAUUGAUUAGAAGAGAUUUUGCUAUAAUUGAUUUUGUAGCAAAAGUCUCCAAGUUCAUUCCUACUCUCAAAUGGUUGAGAUUAGAUGAAAGUGUCCAACAAUUUGCUGUUUUUAUGAUGUCUCAAGUUGACCUUGCUAGGGAAGCUGCACACUUGAGCCGCUUUAUUUAUAAUUUUAGACAGUGGAAGGAUGUUUCAUUUCCUAAACCCGUGUAUCCACUUGUUCAUCCUGCUGUUUUAGUGGAAACUUAUGAACAAGGGGAAAGUGUUUCACACUAUGUUGAUGAGCUUCAAGGAUAUGAAAGACUCAAGUCAUCAUUGGCACACAUUGGGACACAUGCUCUUCUAAAAAUGCUUCUGGUGGACAACUUUAUUCAUGCAGACAUGCAUCCCGGAAAUAUCCUCGUCAGAGUGUCAAAUGAAAAGUCCCGUCGGAAGCGACUCUUCAAAUCAAAGCCUCAUGUUGUCUUCCUUGAUGUAGGCAUGACUGCUGAACUUUCUGGAAAUGAUAGAGUAAAUUUAUUGGAAUUUUUUAAGGCAGUUGCUCGUAGAGAUGGCCGUACUGUUGCCGAACGUGCCCUCAAAUUAGCAAAACAACAAAAUUGCCCAGAUCCAGAGGCAUUUAUUGAGGAAGUGACUGAGGCGUUUGCUUUCUGGGCUACUCCAGAAGGUGAUCUAGUUCAUCCUGCUGAAGCCAUGCAGCAAUUACUAGAGAAAGCGAGACGUUACAGGGUCAACAUUGAUGGAAAUGUCUGCACUGUGAUGGUGACGACAUUAGUUCUUGAGGGUUGGCAGCGGAAACUUGAUCCUGCUUAUAAUGUGAUGGAAACGUUGCAAACUCUAUUACUGAGAGCUGAUUGGGCUAAAUCUCUUUCCUACACAAUUGAAGGAUUGAUGGCCCCGUAGAAUGAAUGAUGUUUUUGUCUGUCUGAUCUGCUCUGCUCCAACAAAACAAUUUUGACGAUCUCAAAUAUGCGGCAGACGCGGUAGAUAGAAGUAUAAAGCAAAUAAUGGAUUGGGUAAGCAACCCAAGAUUGUUUUGAUUUUACUGUACUUGGCAAUGUAAAGUUUAAGAGCAUUUGUGCUGCUGGUAAACAGAAGCAACAACAGGGGAGAACAUAUAACCUUCAUAACUGUUUCUCUUUUGUAUUUGAUUUCCUACCCAUUGAAUUAAAUAAAUCAUUCUCCUGAGUUUAAUAGAGUA
Molecule: messenger RNA, 2298 nt
Organism: Cucurbita pepo subsp. pepo (vegetable marrow)
Lineage: Eukaryota; Viridiplantae; Streptophyta; Magnoliopsida; Cucurbitales; Cucurbitaceae
Source: RefSeq, a predicted model, not a curated record